AGCAAUGGCUUCAGAGAAGAAGCUCUCGAACCCAAUGCGGGAGAUCAAAGUUCAAAAAUUAGUCCUCAACAUCUCCGUUGGUAAAAGUGGAGAUUGUCUCACUAGAGUCGCGAAGGUGUUGGAACAGCUGAGUGGGCAAACCCCCAUUUUCUUAAAAGCUAGGUCUAUCGUUUGGUCUUUUGGUAUAAGUAUAAGAUGUAAUGAGAAGAUUACGUGCUACGCCACACUCAGGGGUGAGAAGGCGAAGCAACUUCUGGAGAGUGGGUUGAAGGUCAAGGAAUAUGAGCUCUUGAGGAGGAACUUCAGUGAUACUGGAUGCUUCAGUUUCAGUAUUCAGGAGCAUAUCGAUUUGGGUAUCAACUAUGAUCCUUCAAUCGGUAUUUAUGGUAUGGACUUUUAUGUCAUUCACGAACGACCGAGAUAUCGCGUUGCUCGCCGUCGUAGGUGUAAAUCUCAUAUUGGGAUCCAACACAGGGUCACAAAGGAGGAUGCUAUGAAGUGGUCCUCAACAAGGCUAAGACAAUAG
Molecule: messenger RNA, 526 nt
Organism: Nelumbo nucifera (sacred lotus)
Lineage: Eukaryota; Viridiplantae; Streptophyta; Magnoliopsida; Proteales; Nelumbonaceae
Source: RefSeq, a predicted model, not a curated record